Rotaria sordida is the source of this 1251-nucleotide messenger RNA. The record is from the annotation of a GenBank genome assembly. Lineage: Eukaryota; Metazoa; Rotifera; Eurotatoria; Philodinida; Philodinidae.
AUGGCAUCGUCAGUAGAAGAAUUAAAUUGGAAGUUGUCACUUCAGAAUGAAUUCAUAUGGGAAUGUCAAAGUAAUAUUGAUCUAUGGGAUGCAACGCAAACCCCCGCAUGGACACCUUAUUCUAAUGCUAUAUCAUCAGACAUUGAGGAAGCAUAUAAACGCGAUUUGAAAGAGAUAUUUAUUGACGAAAAUUAUCGUAUUGAUUUGAAACACUAUGUACAAGAGCAUAUCAACAAUCCACACCAACAACGACCCGUUCGACGACGACGAUGUCGUCUUCCUUCAACUAUUGUCAUUGAAGGAGAAACGGAAGAUGAAUCAUCACGUCGUGAACGAUUUUCAUCUCCUUUAGGAUUAGUGUUCAGCCGCAGUGCAACAGGAGAUACAACUUAUUAUGGUUCGCCAUUUAUUCAUGCUUGAAUAUUUCAUCGUGCAGUUGUGCUCAAAAUCAGCACCAUGAAUCAAGCGAAUCAAUUCUUGGGUAAUAAUGUGAUGAAUCCUCAACCACAACAACAAUGGAUGGCUAAACCUGCUGGUGAUCCAAGUGGAUUAGCCUAUUUAAAACCAUUAGAAUCUUUAUUCGUCAAUCAAGUUGUUGUGAUGAGUGAACUUGUCACUGGUAUUGCAGCUCAAGCCAAAUAUGGAGUAUUCAAUGAUCAACGCGAACAAAUUUAUUUUGCUUUUGAAGAAUCGGAUGUUUGUCAACGUAUGUGUUGUCCCAAAACACGUCGUUUCGAUCUUCAUAUUGUCGAUAGUGCUAAUCAAGAAAUUAUUCGUAUAAAACGAGAAUUCCGAUGUUGGGCUGGAUGUAAUUGGUUUGCAUGUUGUGAAGCAUGUAGUCAAGAAGUUGUGGUUGAAUCACCACCAGGAACUAUCAUUGGAUAUGUUUCACAAGAAUGUAGUUUUUUGCGUGCAACUUAUGUUCUAAAGAAUGAAAGUGGAAUACCCGUGUUAAAUAUUGUUGGUCCAGCUUGUAUUUGUGAUGGACCGUAUGCUUGCUGUUGUGAAAAUAAAUUCACGAUCUAUGGAACGGAUGGAUCGACAGAAAUUGGUGCUGUUCAUAAGAAAUAUCGAGGAUUUGUCGCUGAAUCUUUAACAUCAGCAGAUGCAUUUACUAUUCGAAUACAAUUGGAUCUUGAUGUGAGAAUGAAAGCUGUAGCAUUAGGUGCAUUGUUUUUAAUUGAUUUUGCACACUUCUCCUUACCACCAAAUCGUAACAAAAAUCGUCAGCGUCGCCGUCGUCGUCGUUGA